GAGCUCGGAGGAGGGAGCCCGAGAGUUGUGGAGACUAGUGAGUGGGAGAAGUCGCAGCCGCUCUGCGCGGCUCCUUCCCGCCCCCCGUCUCUUUCUCGCUCACACUCCGCCUCCCGCCCGGCCCGCGUCCUCGAGCCUGUGGGCCCCUGUGGUCUCUCCGGGCUUCGGCGCGGCGGGGGCGCCCCGGGGGUGCCCUCGCCCUCCGGGCGCGUGGACGGGCGGCGGGCGGGAUGUGGCGCCUGGUGCCCCCGAAGCUGGGCCGCCUGUCCCGCUCGCUGAAGCUGGCGGCGCUGGGUAGCCUGUUGGUGCUGAUGGUGCUGCACUCGCCGUCGCUGCUGGCUUCCUGGCAGCGCAACGAGCUGGCCGACCGGCGCUUCCUGCAGCUCAAUAAGUGCCCGGCGUGCUUCGGCACGAGUUGGUGCCGCCGCUUCCUCAACGGACAGGUGGUGUUCGAGGCGUGGGGCCGCUUGCGCCUGCUGGACUUCCUCAACGUGAAGAACGUCUACUUCGCGCAGUACGGCGAGCCCCGCGAGGGCGGCCGCCGCCGAGUGGUGCUCAAGCGCCUCGGCUCGCAGCGCGAGCUGGCGCAGCUCGACCAGAGCAUCUGCAAGCGGGCCACCGGCCGGCCCCGCUGCGACCUGCUUCAGGCCAUGCCCCGCACCGAGUUCGCGCGCCUCAACGGCGACGUGCGGCUGCUCACGCCCGAGGCGGUGGAGGGCUGGUCGGACCUGGUGCACUGCCCCUCGCAGCGCCUGCUCGACCGCCUGGUGCGCCGCUAUGCCGAGACCAAGGACUCGGGCAGCUUCCUGCUUCGCAACCUCAAGGACUCGGAGCGCAUGCAGCUGCUGCUGACCCUGGCCUUCAACCCCGAGCCACUGGUGCUACAGAGUUUUCCAUCUGAUGAAGGUUGGCCAUUUGCAAAAUAUCUUGGAGCUUGUGGAAGAAUGGUGGCUGUAAAUUAUGUUGGAGAAGAACUGUGGAGUUACUUCAAUGCACCAUGGGAGAAACGAGUUGACCUUGCUUGGCAGUUAAUGGAAAUAGCAGAGCAGCUUACAAACAAUGACUUUGAAUUUGCACUCUACCUCCUGGACGUCAGCUUUGACAAUUUUGCAGUUGGUCCUAGAGAUGGGAAGGUAAUCAUUGUGGAUGCUGAAAAUGUUUUGGUUGCUGACAAAAGGUUAAUUAGACAAAAUAAACCUGAAAAUUGGGAUGUAUGGUAUGAAAGCAAAUUUGAUGACUGUGAUAAGGAGGCUUGCUUGUCAUUUUCAAAAGAAAUUCUUUGUGCUCGUGCCACUGUGGACCACAAUUAUUACGCUGUUUGUCAGAACCUCUUAUCCAGACAUGCCACCUGGCGUGGCACUUCUGGAGGACUCCUUCAUGAUCCACCAAGUGAAAUUGCCAAAGAUGGCCGACUAGAGGCCUUGCUGGAUGAGUGUGCCAACCCAAAGAAGCGCUAUGGCAGAUUCCAGGCUGCAAAAGAGCUGCGUGAAUAUCUAGCACAAUUAAGUAACAAUGUGAGGUAGUCUCCGGUGAACUUUUCUUGUCUCCAUUUAAAUAGCACUGGCUGAAACUAAACCACCAAAAACCAUGGAAAAAUGAAAUUCGAAAGUAAUACGUUCUGAGAAUGAUAAACUUGCACUGAUCUUAGGUUAACAUCCAUCAAAAUAAGACAUUACUUCAAAUAUCACAUGAUGCUUCUGCAAAUAAGUUUGUUCUUACACUUGGAGACUUGAGCUGUCAUCGCCCCCCCUGAAUGCCUGAGUGGAUUAAUGAAUAUUGUUAAGCUAUUGGAAAUGAGUCUGAUAGUUACAUUGGCUUGUGUAUCAAAGGGUACUUGGUACUUGACUUAGUUUGCAUUAUUAUGAUUUUGUGAAUCUCUUGCAUUUACUUUGAAUGUUAAAUUAGACUGGCCUGUUUUAUAGGCCACUAUUUCCUUCUGAUGUUUAGUUUUUUUUUCUGUUUUUCUGUUUAAAUUGUACACAUUCAGGUCACUGCAGGUGUUUAAGUUUGGACUAGCUUUCAUUCAGUGCUAUGCGGUACACAUUUACUGUUAGGGCAGGAAUCCCAGGUACUGUGUUUUUUUUUUUCCAGAAAGCUGAAUAUUUUAUUAUGUAAAUACUUUUCUCCCCAUUUUCUGUGGUUUCACCAUUGCAUGAGAUCAUUUAAGGGUAUUUUAACAGUUAUAUCCCACUAUGCCAAUAAUUAUAAAUGUACACUAAACAUAAAGUUUGGCAUAUAUCGCAGAAUAUCAUUUUGUCUUUUAAAAGGCUCUAAGAAGAAUAUACCUAGCAAUCUACACCUUAGUUAAUUUUGAUUGAAGAAAAAAAACCCAGUAUUUUUUUUAAAUGUUAACUAGUCCAAGGUAGUAAUGUAUAUGCCAAAGAAAUAUUAGGCUUAGCCCCAUGGUUAGAUUUUAAAACUGAUCAUCUACUUAUUCUUACUAUCCCACUUUCACUAUUUUAAUUUUCAGUAUUAAAUUCAGAUCUUCCUAGUUAUUCUUUUAUGUUGAAAAGUUAAAGUACUGCUUCUAAGCAUAUGUAAGUUAAAACAUAUCCUACCUUUUAUUGAUGAAUAGUUUUGAAAAAAUUAAUAUAGUCAUCAUUUGAAUUUAAAUGGGCACCAUAACUUUUUAUUUAUUGAUGGACUAGGAAUAUUUACUCUAAGGCAGUUUUGCCAGUCUGUCCAAUGUGGUCUUCCUUACCCAUUUAUUAGACAUCAAACAUCAAAUUUAUGUGGAUAAAAUUAACAAACAUGAAAUUUGUAGGCUGUUUAAAAAGUUACAGUAUAAAUUAUCACAAACAGGUGAUACUUUUUUCUGUUUAAAAUUAUGGCAAAGUUUGGUGUAGUGUGCUGUAUUUAGUUCUACACUGACCUUCCUCUAAAUCAGAAAGUGGUUAAAUAUGCACAACUAAAGCCAUGCUUUUCUUUUCUUUUUCAUUCAUUCAGCAACUGUUUAUUGAGCACCAGCUCUGUGCCAGGCACGCUCCUAGCUGCUACACACCAUCUGAUCACAACGUGUGGUUAGGUGACUUUACAAUGGUCAUCAAAUACUUCAAUGUAGGUGUUUCUUAAGUUGAAAUAGUGUUGAUUAAAUUAGUAUUGAUGCUUUCAUGUUAUUUUACUGUUGUAAUGGAAAUCCUACUUGUACCAUCUAACUGGGUUACUACAAAAAAAGAGCAGAAUGAAAUCAGUAAGGAUAAUCCCAGCUUAAAAACUGGAAGGAGAAGGGUCAGAUAUCUCCAUUAUAAAUAGAUCACAUUAUGUCAAUUUUUAUACAUCAGUACAUGACAUAUAUCAGCUAGCCCUCAAAGAAAUGUCUUAAGUGCUGGAAGUUUGACUAAGCUGACUUUUCAACUUCGGAAAACUUCUGAGGUGAGUGGUUAAAUUACUUGUCAAACAUUUGCCUCUUACUCAGAACUUCAAAUAAAAUACACAUUUUCAAAGAGCACCAUUUAUAUUGGUAAGUAUUCAUUUACAAACCUUAGAAUGCCAGUCACAGUGUCUUUCUGUGGCUUAGCAAACAUUUGUCUUUUUGCAAGAGUGAUUGUGAUUACAAAACAGGAAGUGAGAAAGCUGCCAGCAGUGAUGGCUGCUUGAGGUAGUCCUUUAUAACUACCGUUUCCCCAAUGAGAUGUGGAAUUUCUUUUAUCUUUGGAAAAUGUUGAGAAGAUAGUAAAAGAAUUAGAAAUUUAAAAUUACAGGGAAAAAUAAUGUAUGUGAAAAGCAAUAAAUAUUUUGUUCACUUUGCUAUCAAGAUGUUCACUAUCAGAUAUUUAUUAUACAGCAGCAAUUUAUAUUUUUAAUCAUUGCCCAUUAAUAGACGCAGUAAAAUAUUUUUGAAUCAGACAUUUGAGGUUUGUAUGUGCAUUAAAAUUGUCUUUUGUACUGUAAGUUACUGUUUAAUUUGAAUAUUUUAUCAGAACUGUCUCCCUGUGCCUUUAUAAGAUAAAGUUGUUUCUACAACUUUUAAUGAUCUUAAUAAAGAAUACUUUAAGAAUCACA
Manis pentadactyla (Chinese pangolin) is the source of this 4002-nucleotide messenger RNA. RefSeq names its product divergent protein kinase domain 2A (gene DIPK2A). The transcript is spliced from 3 exons. The record is from RefSeq and is a predicted model, not a curated record. Gene Ontology annotation, cellular component: COPI vesicle coat. Gene Ontology annotation, biological process: cardiac muscle cell proliferation; regulation of phosphatidylinositol 3-kinase/protein kinase B signal transduction. The coding region runs from base 231 to 1523 and encodes 430 amino acids. NCBI's taxonomy places the organism in Eukaryota, Metazoa, Chordata, Mammalia, Pholidota, Manidae.